CUAAUUCGGAAACUAGGGUUCUCGUGAUCGAAACAAUUUUUCAAAUUUCGAACCGACCAAGCAAAAUAUGACUCAAUGCUAUCUGGGCCUAGUACACUCCCCAGCCCAGACCCCCAAAGCCCAAAGCAAUCACCUCCCGGAGCUUAAUUUCGCCACAAAGUGAAAACCCUAAGCCGAUUCUCUCUCGCCACUAACCUCCCACUACCACCCAUAUCCCCCUAUCCCUAUCUCAUUUAGCACAGCACGCAGAAAACAAGGCUGGAUCGGUGACGGGGAGAAGGCGUUGACCACCCAUAUCUCAAUUUCCAUCGAUGCUCGAUGUUGACAAAUCCAGUCGUCGCCGUCAUCGAAGCUGGAGAGAUUGACAUCGCCGUCUUCGAAGCAUGGGAGAUUGACAAAUUCAGUCGCCGCCACCAUCGAAGCUUUGGAGAUUGAAAAAUAUAGUCAUCGUUGUCGAAGCUUGGGGGAUUGACAAAUCCAACUGUUGUCGUCAUCAAUACUGGGGAGGAGAUCGGGUUGAUAGAGGGGUGGCGAGGCAAGGUGAAUCGGUGCUAGAGAAGCCGCCUCCAAUCUUCAUAUACUAUUGAUUCUCUCUCUCUAUUGAUGAUGUUUCUAGAAAAGAAGUGGGAAAAAGAAAGAGAUGGAAGAAAUGAGUUGGUAAUUGGUAAAGACUGACGAAGGAGAAGGGAAGGGAGGUGGGGAUUCAAAGUUGAAAUGAAUGAGGAAUUAACUUUCUCUUUCUCUCCCAUUAUUGCCUCCUCUAUUUGUCCCUCUUCAUAUUUUGGUUUUGCGUGUGAAACCAAACCAAACCGUAAUAUAACUCGGUUCAGCCAAACCGGAUCGUAUUAUAUUUUGGUUCGAUUUCAGUUUUGAGGUUUGGAGUAAAUCAGGAACUCGGUAUGCUUCAUUUCGGUCUAUUUCGACCAAACCGAACCAUUGCCCACCCCUACUCUCUAAGCCGAGGCUAAAUAUAUUGUUGCUGGAAGUUAUAGAACUCAACUAGUUUAGUUAAAGAAUCAACUCACUGAUUAGGACCUGAACAUAACAUGCAUUGCUCUAUUUUGUGAUAGCACUAGCACCAUUCGCAUAACCAAAAACCCAAUUCAGCAUACACAUACAAAGCAUAUAGAAAUUAAGAAUCAUUUUAUGCAUGAUCUCGUUAAUUCUCACACUCUUACAUUGCAUCAUAUACCUACCGAAUUUCAGCUUGGUGAUUUGGUUACAUAGUCUAUACCCUUAGACCAAUUCACUUUUCUCUGUUACCACGUUGGUCUAAGGUCACUUAAGACUAGAGAAUUUUUCCUGACUCAUUAUAUCUCCUUUUUUUCUUCCUAUUUUAUUCUUUUCAUUUAUUUCUUGCUUUCCUUUUCCUGCUUGUCUGAUUGAUUCUGUGAGUUAUGGUGUCUUAUUGUCUUGCCUUGUCUAUUCAUCUUCCUUUUUUAUUUUUCCCUCCGGUUCUUUUUUAUAUUCUCUUCUUCCUUCCUUCCUUCUCUCCUCGCCUCUCCCUUUUUCUUUCUCUUGUGUCCUCUCUUUGUCUUAGCUAUAGAUUUUAUUUUUGCACAAUAUUUUACCGAUGCCCUUCUCUUCAAUUGGAUACUUGUCAGCCAUUAUAGUCAUCUCCAAUAUUUUUAACAAUGUCUUCUUACUUCCACUAUCAUUGCUCUUUUUAAAGAAUUUCCUAAUUUUACUCUUGACAUUGCCGAUUCCAUUCAAAACCUUGGCUGGGAUUUUUUGCUCGAACCCCUCUUCUCUAUCUUGUGUCCUUCCCUCGUCGAGUAUUUUUACUUCAAUCUUUGUUCUAAUGUUUUUCACUCUAAGGCUUCCACUACCUUGUUCUAUAGCUAUCUCCUUACUAUCCCUUUUCGUGACCUAGGGCGACUGUUAGACUACAUGAGUAAACACCUUGGUCCUGCCAUAUAUCUCCCUAUCACUAAUCUAUUACCUAAGCUACAUGCUUUUCAUUUGUUCUUACCUGAGUCUCCCGCCUUGUUCUCCCGCCUAUAGUUUGAUUUAUCUCCCUUUCACACUAUCUCCAUCCCAUUCUAUGCUUAUUGAUUAGAUCUUAGAUGACCUCGAGAUUGCGAUUGGGGGAGAGGGAAAGUGAUAUCCCUGUUGAUGUGCUCAAGGUUGCUGCUAACCAUGUUACUCAUGAUGAUAUCAACAUUGGAUGAUAUUCAGAAGAGGAUGAGGUGAAACCAAAAGAUCCUGCUCCCAAAAAUAAUGUUCCUACUCAUGAUUUGUUUCUUAAGGACUGCUGGUGUUGUGUGGAACUGAUGGAGAUAUGAGUUCAGACGAAGAAGACCUUGCUUGAUUCCAGUGCCUUAUGUUUCACACUAUCUUUUGGUGUUUUUCUUGAAAAUGUUUAUUAUUUUGCAAAUCGGAUUUUUUUAGGCUUUUGGUUGACUCUGCUAUUUUUUCUUAAUUGUUGUUGAACGUUUGGAGCUAUAUUUGCACUUUUUAGUUCUUAAUUUGUCUUGUCUCCAUGGCAUCUCUUUGUUGAAUAGUUUAUGUUGCAUUACUUGUGGUAAGCUCUUGUUUUUUUAGGAUAAAAGACAAUCGACAAUCAAUAAUUGCUCAUUUAGGUGAAGAUUGGUGUAUGAAAUGAGAGGGUUGUCAAUUGACCCUCUUUUGCUAAGUCUCAUCCAAAUCAAGCAGUCGUCACUUAAGGAAAGUCUCAGCAAACGAUGCAACCUUGAAAAUUUGCAGACAACGCUAGACGAUCCAUCACAUGCAGAAUGUUAGCAACAGAUAUUUUGAAGACCCUUUAUAUACUAGAUUUUUUCAGAGCUUUUGUUAAGAACAUCAAUUGUAGCAUUGAAAGUGAGCGGUUGAGGGUUUGUCUUUAGGUUACAAGGAUUUCAACAAUUUAGGGGGAAGAUGUUAUAAACUGUUGAGGUUUCAGACAUAUCAGAUUGUGAUUUGGGGUGGUGUUUCUUCAUUCUUUGUUUUUUUUUUUCAUUUUCGCUUGAUAGUUCUAAGCUAAAUAAAAUAAAGGAGUCUCUCGAAAAAUAACAGGUGUUAUUUCCUUGAUGAGGUGUGACCCAUAAAUUGGGGAACCUUGUUAAAAAUCUUGAUGUUCUCCUUUCAUUUUUAGUCCGUUGUGUUCCUCUGUUUUCAUCUUUUUGCUGGUUCUCAAUCUUUCUCUAUUUUCCUUUGAUAGAGAGCUCUGGAGGAAGUUUACCCGUUCUACUGGACUUUGUCUUCACUUGAGCCUCUCAAAUAAGUCUUCAGCUCGUGUCUUUAAAAAAUCAAGUGUUGUGUUUUUAAUCAAUGAUUCUCCGUGAUUAAACUUUUUGGGCCUAGCUUCUUUUGAGCACAAGUUGUAUUUCAAAGUUAGACGACUGACUAGAAACAACACUAUGUUUCUAUGGUAUUUUGUCAUCUUUCUGUCUUGGUCGACUUCCUUCUUCAUCAAUCAAAAUCUCUAAUAUUUUUCAUAAACUCAUUUUGACCCCCUCAGUUCACGUUAGACCCCUUUUUGAGAUUUCAGGCUCCACCACUGCAGAUAGUAAUCAACAUGGUAGUCUGAUUAAUGAUCAGGAGCCCAGAACCCACCAAGGGACCUCUACUGCUAGCCAGAGAUGAGCAUUUCUGUGGGGAUAUAUGGAUUAAUCUGCAUAAUACGACAAACUACCAUGUCAAACCUUGGGCACAAGCCCACUCAAGGAGGCCCUAAACCCCUAUAUAAGGAGGCUCAAGCCCUCCAAGCAAAAAACUUGUUUCCUUCCCCCUCAAGGUCAGAAGUGAUUAGGACUGUAGCAUGCAUUGGCGGGGAUGAGCAAUUGCGGCGGUGACCGCCGACCAGUGACGAUGGCAGGUUGUGCCAGCAAGGAUGAGUGUUCCCUUUUUUCUUCUUUUGUUCCUCCUGUUGUUGAGAGGAGAAAAGAGAAAGCCCUUGGACUCGAUGGAGGAAGAGAUUUCUGAUUUUUCCUCUUCUUCUUGAUCAUCGGAGCUGUCGCUGGCAAGGUCGAACUUAGCGAGCAUGUGGAGUUCGAAGAAAUGUGACGAAAAGUUGGAGACACAGACUAUGUUGGAGGUCGAAGAAGAACUUGAGUGAUUGGGAGCUCUUUAUGUUUUUAUUUUCCUUGCAAUGAGGAAUCCAUCUUGUAUCCCUCUAUUGGGGAAGAAAUUCUUAGAUCUGUAAUUUUCUAUGUCUUUGGUGUUUACUCAUUCGCCGGAUUGCAAGCCUCUCCAAAUAUGCCUUCUCAUGCUUCUUUUCGCUGCUCCUUUUUCCCUUUUCGAUGAAGCUUUCAUGGUUAUUGGUUUGCAUAGAUUUCCCUCCUAAAAUCCAACGAAUCGAACAUCCAAAUCACUGCACCACGAUGGGCGCCAAAUGUUUGAACCUAGAACGUAUUCUAGGUCAAUACAUUAAUAUUUGGGGCUCCGAUCUGGACUCCCUCGUCUGAUCUCCUCAAGAGUGGAAGGAAUUUGAGGGAGAGAGAGACGUGAGAUGAUGAGAGUAGAGUAGAGGGAAGGAAGAUUAGGUUUAAGUUAAGGAAAAUGCUUAUUCUGAUUAUGCCUAGUAGAAUAAUUCCCACUAACAUAAUAUACAUAUGGUGGCUUCUAUCGUACCUAGGGUAAAAUCUAGGAUACGACAUAUCCUGAGUAAGAAAACACUAUCUACACCUCGAAUUAACCUGAUUUUUGGGCAUGAUACUAUACCCUAACCCUUGAUGAGUGAACCCUAGAUCUUAGUUUUCAAAAUCAUAGAGCCUAACCCCUAAAAUUGUGCAUAAAAUUUGUUGCAUAUAUUUCGACGAAUCAUAAUCGUCGAUUUUUAUUUCUAAUUAAAUUGAUCUUAGUGUAUGAGAUUUAUAGAAUUAAGACGUAUAUUUUAAUCUUUAAGGGUUUGGGAAUAGUGCUAAAUGCCAAACUCCGAUCGAUUGAAGGUUUAGGUAUCAUUUUCUUACUCAAGGUAUGUCGUACCUUUGAUUUUACUCAAUGUACGAUAGAACCAUAUAUAUGGUGGCUACUUCGGUGAACUCACUUUUUUUGGUGCAUUCAAUGCACCCAUCUCUAAGUGACCAUAAGACAUCGAAUUUUGAACUUUAAUUGAUAAUAAUAGACUAACAUUAUGAUAUAACAUAGAAUCACAACUAAUCAAUCCAUUAUCCUUAUCCCUUAACCUUCAAUUUUGAAUCCCAACACAAAACCCCAAAUUGGGAACCCUAACCCUACAUUCCUAAAUCAUAAAUUCUUCAAAUCAAAGUAAAUCUUGAAUGAUUUUUUUGUAAAUUCAUAGGGUUUCUUGUCUAUCAUAUCACAAGUGACAAUUAACAUCGUUUUGACAUGUAUUGCCUGCUCAAAAUGUCGAUUAUGAGGUGAGUGCAUUGAAUGCACCCAAAAAAGUGAAUGCACUGAAGACAACACCAUAUAUAUGACCUGACAAUUUCCUAUAACUACGCAAACUUUACCUUCUAACCAAUAAUCCAAAUAAAUCCUCAAUAAAAUCUUAAAUAAUAAGAAACCGACAAAUUAAUCCAAAUAAUGAAACAAAAAAUAUUUUUGUUUCCAUCAUCCCGUACUCCUUGAGAGCAACCUUGACCUCAAGGUUAGUCUUCAGCAUCUUGGGUCGCCCUCCUUUCUUCAAGCACUUAUGUCCGAUCGUGAACCUCUCAUUGCAGUUGAAGCACUUCCCUUCUCGCCUUUUGUACUCAAAAUCCACAAGAGAUAGCUUGACAAAUCCCUUCGGUGGCGCUCUGGAAUCGGGUCGAGCUGAUGUCAGUGCUUCUACAACGGUUGUUCCUACGCUUGUGCCAGCUCCAGUCGGUGGUACUCCUCAACUAUGGACUGCACUGCCACUACUUCCACCAACACUAGGCCUCUGGUAGCGGCCUAUGGUGCUCCUUCAACUCGCUAUCUCCUACUCCUUGCAACCUGUAAGUCUAAAAUUGGUUCUCAAAGAAUCCGGUUCGAAUGCCUUGACCGCGGCUGCUAUCUCAGGAUGAAAUCUUCCAUACACAGUCCCACCAGCGUCUCCUCGGGCACCCUUUCACAUUUGUUGCCUAGCUUGAGAAACUCUCCUAUGUACUCUAUCACUAUCCCAGUCUGUCUUAGCUUGGAUAGCUACUCUAGUGCCCACCUUUCCAACUUGCUGAACCGAUAUCGGAGCUCCUCCUAGAAUCUCGGCCACGUGAACAAUGUUUCUGCCUCAGCGUAUGACCUUUCCAUCCACUUUCACCACUACAGAGUGUCUUCCUCUAAGUAGAAGGACACCAGAUGCGCCUUCCGCUCUUCCCUCUCCGAUGGUUCUUGAACCACUUGUCCGCUACAUACAACCACAACCCUACGUCCUCCUCCAUACCCACGGUCAUAGCUAGUGAACCACCAUACCUACCAAUGCUAGGAGUCUCACUGUGGUAGCUCCCGAUCAUGUUCCCAUGCGUCCACAUCCCCAUUUGGGUAACUCAUGUAACCGCCUCAUCUAUUCCUGUUUCCAUAUCAUGCAUCCCAUGCCUGUCCCGACUGCGUCCCACGGCUCAGGAAGUCAUGAAGGCAGGGUAAACAGCAUCCCCAUCCCCGCGCAGUCCACCCCUGCCCUUGCUGCCUACACCUGGCCGGUUCAGGUCGAACCUAAUUCAUUCAGAUCAGUUUCAGUUCGACUUGGGUCAACCGUCGUAUCCCGGUCAGCCACCUUGGUCGGCUCAAUUUGAGCUAGCUAGGAACCUGCGUGACACAUGCUCCUAGUCGGCCCGCAAAACUCAAUUCAUCCUCCUCCGAGUUUUGGUCCAAGCCCAUCCAGCCUAGCCCAUUAUGACUCCCUGCAUGUCCAGACUCUCCUUCAUGGGCUAGCGGGUCCAGCAACCAAAAGCUCGGAUUUUGCACCACGUUGUUGUAGCCCGGUAGCUUGGACUUUCCACGUAGAUCAGCGAUCUCUUGGGCCGUUGGUGUCGGUAACAACCCAACUCCAUUGUGAGGCCCAAAAGAGAGGUGGCCCCCACAAUCUCAAGAUGCUCCCCCUAGGGCUGUUGCGGCCGCGCCUGCUGCCUCCACCGUGCUCUCCGUUAGGAACGUUGCCGCCGCAUUCCAACUCCGCGCCCAAUGCCACCGAGAUCAUUGUCGCCUCGGUUCCCAUGGCGGUCAACGCCGCGACGGUUGGAUUUUUGCUUGUCACCGCGGUUGACUCGCCCGCCCUGAACUUCGUUGUCUCGUUCCCUCCGUGGUCAGACGCGGUGCUCUUGAUUCAGACUCCAUCGGUCGAUUCACCAGGUUUUGCAUCAUCUCUGUCGUAAUAUGCCUCACUGCUCUCAUCUUAGCAUUGGCUUUGUCGGUCGUGCUAUGGAUAGCUCGUACCACCUCUUGUAGUCCUGGAUUCAGUGAUGCUUGGAUAUCACCCUACGAUGCGGCCACGCUCUUCACGAUCUCCUUAACCUCCACUAGCUCCGUCCAAUCCUCCAUCACGCCGUCUUUUGCGGAUCCACUCGGCGUACCCGUAUUUUUUUAUUGCACCGACUUCGUGGGAUUGGUCACGACUAGACUCUUUCCCUAUGCGGCUCUAACCUCUUCGGCCGCCUUCUCUACAGCUUUCUCUACAGUCGUUUGUGAUUUGGUUAUCGCCAUUGAUCUCCUCUGAUCGUCCCGAUCUAGAGUUAUUACCGACUCGAUUUUGAGCCAGGCUCUAAUACAAAGAUGAUAGAAAC
This is a messenger RNA of Linum trigynum, 7640 nucleotides long. Lineage: Eukaryota; Viridiplantae; Streptophyta; Magnoliopsida; Malpighiales; Linaceae. The record is from the annotation of a GenBank genome assembly.